UGAAACUUAUUGACCCAAAGCUUGUGGGCACACGGUUUAAAUAACUGAUUUGGAAUCUAGUUCGAAGAUCAACCACUGGUGGGAAUAUUUGAAAAAGCCAAAUAUUCGCAGUCCUUUUCAACACUUGAAUCUUGAGGACAUGAAGGCGGGUGAGAAUCAUGUCGGUCGCCCAGAUCAAGUGAUUCUAAGCUUUGGACAAGAACGACGAGCAAAGGCAAAACUGUAAACACCCACGCUCACAUUGUAGAGACCGCUCCGUUUUCUUAACUCCACGAAGAGCUGAUCUCUCAUCACAGGCUCUUGCGCUGCCUCGCUAACAUGGAAGCUGUCGCAGUUGGAAGUAGUGUAGGUUCUCUCUCUGCUCAGUUUUCAAAGGUGUCGUCCAGCCCGAAGCCAGUGCACGCCAAUUUGUCGACAAAUCUCCGAGGAUCGCCAGUUGUCGACAUCAGCAGAAGAAAUCGUUCUCUGUGCCGCCCCUUGCCAGUGGAGUCUCAGAACGAUGUAAACUUGAGCUUGAAAGCAGGAGCAAGAUGCGCAAUGAAAUUUCUGGAAGAAGAUGUGAAAGAACAGCAAACGACUACCAAGCCAAAGCCCGAUUCCAAGGUCAGGCCACCUCUUCCUCCUCGGGAGGUGCCCAAGCACGGAGGAAUUGAAGGUGCUGUCGGCUUGCUGACAAAGGCAAUCGCGAACGGCAUUUUUAGUAUUCUUCAGUACAAGUUAUUAGAAGAUGAAAACAUCUACACCAAGGGUAAUUUUGCUCCGGUUGAGGAAAUCGGAGACAAAUUGCCAGUGCAGAUUCUUUCAGGAGCCAUACCGCAGAACUUUCCGUCCGGGACAUACAUCAGAACAGGACCGAAUCCGAUGUUCCAUGGGAAGUAUGCGAAGUCAAUAGUGGGAAGUACAAAGUUUCACUGGUUCGAAGGGGACGGAAUGCUUCAUGCUACUUAUAUUGAAAAGCGCGGGGACGAAUACCACUUGUCUUACAAGAAUAAGUUUGUGGAGGCAGCAGGGUACCUGGUUGACAAGGAGGCGGGAAAGCCCCUCGUCUUGCAGACAAUGGAGGGCUCGCCAUGGGGCCUCCUGAUUAAUGGUCUUCUCAACCAGGCGCGCUUCGGGUUCCAGUCAAAGCCAACUUGCAAUACUUCCAUUUAUGUCCAUGGAGGGCGAGUCUUUGCAGCCUCGGAGAACAACUUACCAUACGAAAUCAAUGUCUCCGAUCUUAGUACUGUCGGCGUUUUCGACUUUAAAGGUGCCUGGUCCAUGGAUAAUUUUACCGCACAUCCUAAGAUCGAUCCAAAAACCAAGGAGUUGAUAGGUCAAGGUUUUAGCGUCACGGAGAAACCACACAAUGCCGUCGGUGUCAUUUCAGCCGAUGGUGAGACCCUGAUACACGAAAUCGGUUUAGACUCAGGUCGGACAUGUUUGAACCACGACCUUGCUAUUACAGAGAGAUAUAUCGUUAUACUGGAUUUCCCUAUAUGCAUUGAUCCUCUUCAAAUUUUGGAGGGAAAGAGUGCAAUUAUUUUCAAACACGACACUUACAGCAAGAUUGGUGUUUUGCCUCGCUAUGGGGAUUCCAACUCUGUUCGCUGGUUUACUGUGGAGACAUGUUCUAUGUUUCACAUAAUCAACGCUUUUGACGAUGGCAACGAGGUAGUGAUCCAUGGAUUGAGGUCAAAAAUGUCUUUCUUGAACACUGAUAUGAAUUUGGAUAAAGCGAAGUGGUAUAGUCGAGGACUGACCCGGAGUCCACCUGGCCAAGAGGAACUUGAUCCCUUGUCUGAUGGUGCACUGUUGACAUACCCCUACGAAUGGCGUAUUGACCUUGAAUCUGGGAACGUAACAGAGAGGGUCCUUGUAGACGAAGAAAUAUCGAUGGAGAUGCCUCGCAUAAACGAAUCUUACGUAGGGAGGAAGCAUAGAUAUGGAUACGUCAUAUGCCACGACCUCGAUCAAAGUCGAAAAGAAGGUGUCCCAUAUUUUGGAGAAAUGAGCAAAAUUGACUUCUCGAGCUGUGAGAACGGAAAGGGUCGGCUGAGUAUAGAGUCUCAUCACUUUGGCCCAAAUCGUUACGGAGGCGAGCCUGUAUUUGUGCCCAAACCUGGAAGUACAGAGGAAGACGAUGGCUGGAUCAUAACAUAUGUACAUGACAUGAACACGGGCCAAUCUGAGGCAAUUAUCGUAGAUGCGAAAAAGUUCAGCGAGGAACCAGUCGCUCGAUUACUUCUACCCUGUAGAGUACCGUUCGGUUUUCAUGGGGCCUAUGUAUACGAUCAAUGAAGCUCAGGAGACAGCAGCACCAGCGGAGUGAACACUGUACAUAAAGUUGUAACUUGAGCUAUCAAUAAGCAAAGACAUGAAAGCUGGAGUGAUCAUCUCUUCAGUAAUUGUAUGGCUAGGAUAAGAUACAACUGUCAAAUGAUCUCAGGAUAAUAUGAAAAUGAGCUUGUCCAUUACUUAUCCCUCACGCUCAUGUGUUCAGCUUGGUCAGCUAUCUCUAAAGAGAGAGACGGCUGUACUAUAAGACUUAAACGACCUCGAUCUAGGGAACCGGUGAAGAAUUAUUUUCCUAGACAAGAAAAGGGCGCGGAGUUUCCAAGCUCAUACCGCUAUCAUGGGGUAGCCAUUCGCAUUGUUAUUACUUUACAUGUAUAUGAAAGGCAAUCUGUUAUUUGUUUUACCCAUAGUUCGACUGAU
Molecule: messenger RNA, 2697 nt
Organism: Marchantia polymorpha subsp. ruderalis
Lineage: Eukaryota; Viridiplantae; Streptophyta; Marchantiopsida; Marchantiales; Marchantiaceae
Source: the annotation of a GenBank genome assembly